CAUUCGAUCCGUCCGAAUACUCUCAAUGUGCAACCAGUUCCGCUGUAAGUAGAUCCUGUUAGUCCUCGAUUGGCUGUCAACCGAGCUGGACGUUUUCUUGCGGUUGCACCAACAUCACCCAUGAAGGUGUGUUAAGGGAAACUGAGGAGUAGCGCCACCCGGAUGGGGUAUCGUACGGGAGGAGCAAUUUUGUAAAUUCCGGCGCUUUCGACAUUACUUGCCUGUUAGGGAGCUGUUUUCUUACUUGGCUCAUGACAACAAUGUACACUUGGCCGGUAGCUGGUGCUGUGUGAAAUUGUGUUGCGGCCCUUCGACAAACUCUCGCCGAGGUGUGUGUGUUUGUAAUGAAGUGAAAAUUUCGUUCGUCCGUGGCCACCGUGAAGAAGGGUGACGUGCGCCGCGCGUAGCUGAGUCGAUAAAUUAGUGUCAAAUCAAUCAGCAAAAUCACAGUGAGAGAUGCGGGAGUGAACACUUUCGCGUGAGUGUCGCUGUGUGUUUGUGUCAGUUGGUUUUCCAAGCUUUGUUUCCCACGUAUCCGUUGCUAUCGCCCGUGCUCGUCAAUCGCAGCAGCUCUUGUAGGCUGCAAGUAGGCUGGAUCUUGGUGAAGGAUUCGCGUUGAACGUUUGAUGGAUUUUGAAAGCUUGUUGUAAUACAGCAGACUGAGUGUUGUCGACACACAAACAAAAAAUACGAGGACACAAACAGAAAGCGAACAACUGCUGGUGUGCUGUACGUCCGAUAGCGAGCUGUUGUCGGCCCACGAAAAAGGACCUUGAAGGACGGUGCUUCUGGUUUAUCUUCGCUCUGUUUUGUCGUGCUUGAUAAGCACAAUAAUCCAGUGUAACGUUUCGAAAGAAGACAAGCCACCACUACACCCUUUUUGGCAUCUCAAGUAAGACGGUGUUAACGUGCCCGGAUUUUUGUUUGGAAGCCAAAUGAAACCAUAAGUGAAGUGGUUCCGGGUGUACCGAACAUCGAAACAUACUCGAUCGCGCCACCAUCGACCUACGGAGGGAUACGCUCCAUCCUCAGGAGACUGCAGCUCGGACACGGAACAUUCGAAUAUCGGAACGAAAAACUACUAUUUCCGGAUGACGUGAAGUGUCUUUCUGACCACGUGGUGGUGUGUUGUGCCGUGUUUGGAUGAGCAGAAGCGUAGGAGAAAGUGUAUCCUUAUGGAUGUGUAUGUGUGUGUGAAACUAGAGAAAGUUUGCCGAGCGCAAACAUCGUCCGAGUAGGGAAUCGUACGAAUUUUAGAUCAACAUAUUGGCCAGCAAGUGAUCCAGUAGUAGCAGCAGCAGCAGUAGGAGCUGAAGGAUUAGUACAAACCUCUGGACGAAGUGGAUUGGUUUUUGCGAUUCGAUUGGAUUCGGAAUUGAAUUUCGGGAUAGAUUCCGCAAACCGUAAAAGGUCCGAACAGCAUCGAACAGCCACACCCGGAAGUAGAGCCGUUGGUGGUGUCCGUUGGGUGAAAAGUGUGACAAAAAUCAACCAUACCAAGUACAGCGCGUGUGUGGGGGAAAUUGUGUUCUUUUUUUUCCUGCCCCGAUCAUCCUGUGGGUACCGUGUGGGUGUAGGUGAGAGCGCUGGUUUAACAUACCAGAAUCGAUGUCAACAUCCGCUGUGUCACCGGCGAGCAGGGCGACGAUGGGUGACCGGAAACGGCCGUCGGUGGUGGUCGCACCGAUGCACGCUGGGUUGAAAAUAUGUAAAAUUGAAAUCGGAAAAUGUUUGCUUUUCGUCACGCUGCUAACGAGUGUUUGCUUUCAAGGCGCUCGCACCGACGAGGGUGAAGGUGGGGCGACCUCGGCCGAUCCACAUCCGCCGCCGACGAAUGAACCCGAAACAACAACCGGAUGUCCACCACCCGAUUUGAAAAUUUCCCGAUCACGCAAACAGUACGCAACUACCGAACCACCCUUCGUCACGUUCGAGACGACGCAGAUCUAUCUGCCGCAAGAUUUCACCACCGCCGACUUUGAGCUGGUCGAGGCGGGCAAGUCCGGUGCCAGUGGGCUUCACAGCCGUGCCGAUGCAGGCGACCAGACCGCUUCGCUGCACGGUAACUCCCACGACACUUCCUUCUGGUGGGAACUGGGCAUCCAGAAUGCGGAAGUGCGCGAAUCUUUAGCGGCAGCCUCGUUCCCGGUCCGUUCGAAGCGUGCAACCGUGGGUCAUCAGCGACGUGCGCAUCAUCACCACCGUCGUCGUAGGUCUUCCCCCGGUCCGCACGACCAUUUGCUCAACCUGGAGGAACUGUCACCGGCCAUAGUGAUAAAUAACAUCUUCAACGAGAAUGACAGCGACCACAGUGUGUACGACAAUCUGUUCCUCAAUAAUGGACCCUCGGAGGGCGACAUUGAUGAUGAGCGGGAUGGUGAAAACACUCCCGACACUGGCCAGUACUUGGACAAGAACGAAAUCGAGGGUGAAGAGAUUAUCGUCGAGAUGGGUGACAACGGGAGCAUCAUUCGACGGCGAGUCAAGCGUAAAUCGGGCAAAACGACGGGCGCAUUGAGCCGCGCUAAGGCAGGCAGUGGUGGUGACGGUGGCAGCAAGAGCAUCGCUCGGCACCAUAAGCAAGAUCACACGAACGCGGACACCCCGGAAGCGGUCGAGCUUGCCGAGGACACUGCACUCGGUGGUGACCAGCAUCAGCCGGGCGGGGUUCGGGGCCAGAUCCGGGUGAAGCGCAAAUCCGGAAAAGCGACCGGUGCGCUCAGCCGACCGAAGGGGGCCAGUGACAGUGGCAGUAAGAGUAUUAGUCGCAAUGCCAACAAAGGGCAGUACGAUGAGGAUGGUAGCUACGUGCCGCCGCUUCCAGACUCGGCCGAAAACCCCGACCGGAAGGAUGAGGAAAGUGAGGAGGUAGAGGAAAGUCCCGAACUACACCAGUUCCGUGAGGUGUCGGAGGUACGGUUCCCCGGCGAGGUGGGACCGCUCGGCGGGCACCGGCUGUGCAAGAUCCAAUGCAUCCGAGGCCACUGGGUUGGGCCGCUGUGUGCGAUGAACGAACACGAGCAGGACGAGCAUGGGCAGCUGAAGUUCGAACCGCUUUACAAACGUUGCGUCGUCGAUCACAUUCCGCCCCAUCUGCUGCUGAGCUACAAGAACGUAUCGGUGACUCUUGGUUGGGAUCUUCCGCAUGGACAUACGCUGCAAGCUCGCUGCCGUGAUCUCGGUCUGUACAAACUGCUGGGCGAAUCGAAGGUUCUGUGCUCCAACGGUCUGUGGGCACCGAAGAUGCCAUCCUGCGUACCAACGACACUGUUAACUAAUUACUCUGACGAUAGUCCACCAUCGAUUCGCAUCAAGGUUGGUGUUGGAUCGGCCGCGUAUGAACCUUCCGGUGUGUUGGCCGUGCUGCCGACCAGUACCAUCCAUCUCGACUGCAUGUAUCCGCGUCGCCGUGGCUCUCCCGAAUGGACGUGGACCGGCUGGUUCCGACAGUAUCUUACCGGUUGGUCCGCCGUGCCGGAGGAGAAAGCAUCACGCUAUCGGCUCACGAUUAAGGACAUUCAGAAUCAGGACUCGGGCACGUACACUUGUGCCUCGCCGCGUGGCCUAACGAACAGUAUCGUCAUCAUCGUGGCUGUGUCCCAGUGCGCCGCACUAACAGAACCUAAUCCACCGCUGUCCCUACGCCUGGAGGGCAUCAAACUGGGUCAACGUGCUCUGUACCGGUGUCCCCUGGGUUACAUGCUACAGGGAACGGCCAAUGCGACCUGUCUCGCUUCCGGAAACUGGUCCUCACCGACACCCACUUGUCAUCCGAUCCAAUGUCCCCCGCUGUUCCUGGAGGAUCCGCAUCUGAGCUUGGUCGAGCUGAACACGUCCGCCUGGGGUCGAGCAGUGUUCCGUUGUGCCUGGGGCUACCGGCUAAGUGGACCGCCCGGUUUGGAAUGUGAACCGAAUGGACACUGGAGCGGUCCGAUACCGCGCUGCCGUGCCAUUCAAUGUCCACAGCCACUGGUUCCAAUAAACGGCAGAAUCGACGGCACCAGUGGCCUGACGACGUUCGGUCAGCGACGCUAUGCGGUCGGGGCACUGGUAACGUUCAGCUGCACCGAGGGUCAUCUUCUCGUCGGCGAGGCGUCAAUUGUCUGCACCGAAACCGGAUUCUGGUCACACCCGCCCCCGUUCUGUAAAGCACAGUGUCCAUAUCCCGGUGAUCCACCGAACGGUUUGAUUGCACCGCUGAAGUUCCACUACGAUCCGGGUGACUACCUGACCGUCCAGUGCCGGCCGGGUUUCGUCGAGCACGGUGCAAACGGUGGCCCACCAGAGCGUCCCCGCUGUACGCCCGAAGGCGAUUGGUCCGGUCCGGUGCCACAGUGUCGAAGCUACGAAGAGAUUUAAACCCCACAGUCCUAGAGGCACCCGUAAUCCUCUACCUGGUACUCUACAAUAAUUCCACCUUCCUCUCUGCACGUUGUGAAUGGUACCAUAAAGCGUCAUGAAGACGUGUAUCGGAGUGGUAUAAGAAUUUGAAGAAAGAAAAAAAACAAAACCACACGUAAAGAGCAAAUCCAACAAAAUGCAACCAUUGCGUGAGAGUCCUUGUGAUAAAAACAAACAAAAGCCCUUCUUGAUGAGUAGCGAAGACACAGACAUACGACACGCAGUGCAUGUAACAUACCGGUCGGUAAGGAUCGGGAUGCAUCAAAUCGGUCAAAUCGGUGAAUCUCCGGAAUAAUCCAUUUGUCUGGACGGAUCAAGACGCGUGUGGGCACUCCACAUUGAAGUUCCCCAUUGUCUGCAUUUGGACCGAGUACAUCUAGUGAAGUGAAACAAAAAUAUAAAAACAUGCAAAAUCUACUUAUACAUAUUUAUAAAAGUACAAGUUUAACAGGAUCAAAACAUAAAAAACAGAAGGUUUUAUGCUGCCACCGUUUCCCUUACAGUGAUGAGGGUGUAAGACACGCAAGCAAGCAAAAGGUGGCGGGUAUCCGUUUACCGGCAGAAUUCUAUUAGUAUCUUCAUAUAGCUACUCACAACGAGGCAUAAGCAUCUUGUUGGUUGUUGGCAGCAAUCAGGCCAUGUCCGGUGUAAGUAAGGAUCUUCCCGAAAAGGGAAGGGAAAGGAGUUGUGAGUGUUAGAGAACUGAACUGAACAGAAGAACGUAUGUUUUGUUGCACUUACAAGAAAAACACCCACAGGAAAGCUAAGAGUAAAAUGAGUUAAAGGCGUUGGCAUUCAAGGGUCAGAGAGUCUGUACUCGAACAAUCUCGCCAUCAAAAACUACCCCCCAGGUGUACCCCCUUUUUGCUGGAAUGGAAAAAAGGUUAAUGAUUCAUCUUCAUAUGCUAGAGCAUUCAAAUGCAUAUUUAACAAAAAGGACAUGUUGCAUCAUGUAAAAUGGUGAUUUAAUCAGAAAAAGUUACAAAGGGCGAAGAUAGUUUGAAGAGUCCUACACACAAAACAUACACACACACACACACACACACACACACACACACACACAC
Molecule: messenger RNA, 5465 nt
Organism: Anopheles funestus (African malaria mosquito)
Lineage: Eukaryota; Metazoa; Arthropoda; Insecta; Diptera; Culicidae
Product: locomotion-related protein Hikaru genki-like
Exons: 12
Coding region: 1609-4359 (916 amino acids)
Source: RefSeq, a predicted model, not a curated record